This is a messenger RNA of Rotaria sp. Silwood1, 1215 nucleotides long. The record is from the annotation of a GenBank genome assembly. NCBI's taxonomy places the organism in Eukaryota, Metazoa, Rotifera, Eurotatoria, Philodinida, Philodinidae.
AUGAUAAGUUCACGAAACACAUUUCUAUUGAUUUUAAUAUGUAUUCUAUCAUCAAUAACAAGUAGCAUCUCUGAGAAUGUUGUCGACGACGUUGUAGACACUAACAAACUUAACAAUUCAACUACUACUGGUCAAACAACUGAAAAUCCAGUACCACGUUGGGCAGGUUUUGUUGGAUGUCUUGUAGCAUCAAUUUUUUUCGGAUCCAACUUAUUACCCGUAAAACAAUUUUCAGCUGGUGAUGGAUUUUUUUUUCAAUUUAUAUUCUGUGUUGCUGUUUGGGUUGUGGGUCUUGUACUUGAUCUUAUUUUGGGUAAUCAACGUUUCUAUCCACUUGUACUUCUUGGAGGUGUACUCUGGACAACAGGAAAUCUUGUUACAGUAUUUUGUAUAAAGACUUGUGGACUUGCUGUUGGUUUACUGAUAUGGGGAACAACAAGUUUAAUUACGGGUUGGGCAGGUGGUCGUUUUGGUAUUUUUGGUAUUCAACCACAAGUACCAAAAGGUUCAGCCAAAUUAGCAAUGAAUUAUGCAUCAGUUAUAUUAGCUGCGCUUAGUGGAGUAUUUUUUCUUUUUAUUAAAUCAACAACAGCACCAAGAGCUGUUAAAAGUUCCAAUGUAGAUGAUGAUCGAUCAUCAAUUGAAUUAGAAAAGGCUGAAAGUACCAAUGCUGAAGAGAGCGUAGAUCUUGAAACUGAUUUUCCAUUUCUUAAUCGAUUAAGUGACAGAGUACAACAAAUAGUAGGUUGUGUUUUAGCUAGUGCUGCUGGAAUAUUUUAUGGAGUAAUGUUUAUUCCUGAUCAAUAUAUACGUGAUCAUGCAGAAAAUUAUAAACAUAAUGAUGAAUUACCACCUAAUAAUGGUCUUUAUUAUAUUAAUUCACAAUAUUCAGGUGUUCUUCUUUCAUCUUUAUUUUAUUUUAUUAUAUAUGCAGCAUUCAAACGUAAUAAACCAUCUAUUUAUCCAUCUAUUGCGUUACCAGCUAUGGUUAGUGGUACUAUGUGGGGAAUAGCAAAUAUUGGUUUCAUUGUUGCCAUUAGUGCAUUAAAAAAUGCAGUCGCUUAUCCAAUUGUUAAUGUUCUACCGGGUAUUGUAACUUCAUUAUGGUCAUUAUUUUUAUUUCGAGAAAUUCAAGGAAAAAAAAAUUAUAUAUUUCUUGGUAUUGGUAUGCUUAUUCGAAUUCUUGCCGCUAUUCUUAGUGGUCUUUCAGCAUAA